CCACGAGGCAGAAGUCCGGUCACACGUUGAAUGAUGUACUUGUUAGCAGCGAUCGUAACUCUGUCUUUGUCGCACACAACCAAUGCGGCCUGUUGCUUACCAUACAAAAGCUACCUGAUAUCAGGCUCUGGAUUGCAAGCACAGAUGUAUCAUGUCACUCCUCUACUCUUCGCAUUGGACAACUUCAUGAUAGCCUACGACAUCAAAUCUGAGAGGGCUGUACUCAACAUGACUAUUGCGAACGUACUAAACGGUGAAAAAAUUAUAGAAACUAUCUACAUUGACAACAAAAAGAAAACGGAACAUGUGGUCUUUGACAACACAUGUGUUGAAGUACCUGACAUGCUAACAAAACUAAGCAACUGUUUACCACCUAAUGCUAGGAGUGUGGCCAAUGUUACGAUUCAUGGCCAAGUGUAUUGUUCGGUCGUUACAUUUUCCACAUCAGUCGAUUCCGGCUCGCUCGAAUAUCUAUCUCUGACUACCAUGAUUAUUUCUGAAAAUUGUAUUCCAAUGGCUGCUGCCAGUUUUUUCCGAGAAGACAACACAACUGCUGGAAUAGCAUCAGAGAUAGACGGUGCUGGCGUGUUGUUGUACUAUGAUGUCGAAACACUACCCAACCCUGACAUUCUAACACUCCCAAAGAUCUGCUCUAGUGCACAAAGUCUUGAGACAUCUGGAGUUUCCAAGAAUAAGCUCGCAUUUUUUCACAUGAUGGAGGGAGUCGAGUCGUUCGAUGUCUUCACCAUUCUCAACCGUCUUACUCAGAUAUCUUCAGCUGACAAAAAGAAAUCUGAUUGAGUUGGAAAAUGGUGUACUUUGUCAGAAUUCAGAAUUGAAGCUGUGGUUACUGAUUUCACUGUUAGCUUAUUUGCUGAUUUCAUUGCUAGCAUAGCAUAGUUGCUGAUUUCAUUGCAUGCAUGCUCUUUUUGCUGACUAGCUAGGUUCUUUGCACUUGCAUGUUGAUUGAUGAUUUGGUAGUCGAUUUUCAGUAACUAGUAGGAAUACAACUUACUAGCAAAAUGCUCUUCA
Molecule: messenger RNA, 1032 nt
Organism: Corticium candelabrum
Lineage: Eukaryota; Metazoa; Porifera; Homoscleromorpha; Homosclerophorida; Plakinidae
Exons: 4
Coding region: 31-801 (256 amino acids)
Source: RefSeq, a predicted model, not a curated record